CGCCGACAGCCGCACGCGCAGGCGCCGACACUCCGUCCUUUUUUAUAAACGGCAAUAACUAUUGAUAUUGCUUUUAAUCAACAAUAAGUCACGUAACCGCUGUGUUUAAUUAUUAAAAUCAUUAUAAAGUUGCCAUCGUCGAAGCAAGUGUCUUAGAAAUAGUGGAAAGUGCAAAAUAUAAGAGCAAAAUGUAUCGUGUGAAGGUGAUUGAGGUGGCACAGGAAUACCAAAAGAACUCUGGAUUGUCACCUGAUGAUAUUGGAAAGCUACGUGAAUGGCUGAUGACUCAACCCCACCUACCGUCCAAAUAUAUCACCGACUUGGAUCUAAUCCUAACGUACCACUGCUGCGAGAACAGUGCCGAGGUGAGCAAGCAGGUGUUGGACUUGCAUUUCACGCUAAAGACCCUUUUCACUGCUUUCUUCAGCCGACGCGUCCUCGAUCAACGCCUGCGCACUGCACUGACAACUGCUCUGAUCCAGCCGCUGCCCACACCUUCAGUAAACGGCUACAGAGUCAUAUACUGCCGUCUGCUCGACACUGACUCUAAAAACUUCAUCUUUUGUGACAUCGUCAAGCUCUUCUUAAUGGUAUUCGAGCUGUGGCAGUACGAAGAAGGAACCUGGCCAGGUUUCGUAAUAUUGAUCGAUAUGGACCAGGCAACGUUGGCCCACAUCGCCCAACUGGACAUCAUGAGCGUAAAGCAGGUGCUUUACUUCUUGCAGGAAAGUAUGCUUGUGAAGCUAAAGGAAGUUCACUUCUUGAACGCAACACCUUUGAUCGACAAACUGAUGAUGCUUAUCAAGCCCUUCAUGAAGAAGGAGCUGCUUGACAUCCUUCGCAUCCACAAGCGAGAUUCGGACACGCUAGACCCUUUUGUUCAUGCUCACUCUCUUCCCAAAGAGGACGGGGGUGAAUUUAAGAGUAGAAACGCGCUUAAAGAAGAGCAGUUAAGUCGAAUCGAGGCAAACCUGGACUUUUUCGAAAAAGAAAGCAAGAAACGAGUUGACGAGUCUGCUCGGCCGGGCAAGAAGAUCACCAUCGAACAUGUGUUCGGAACACAAGGCAGCUUCAAGAAACUCGAUAUAGAUUGACAACGAUCACAAAUCAUACGCCCAUUAUCUUUGUUGUUCUUUUGGGUGUUUAUUUAAUUUAUGGGCGAAAGGUUUAAUUAUUCUAGACUAGGAAGUUUUAAAACACUUAAAUGCGCAAAAUGUAAUAUUAAAAGAAUAAAAUAAUUGUUUUUUUAUAAAUGUUAAAAAAUCUGUUUGAGGAAAUCAUGUAAAAUACGCGAAAAAAUUCUCGACGACUGUAAUAUUAUUAUGUAUGACUUUA
Molecule: messenger RNA, 1335 nt
Organism: Pieris rapae (cabbage white)
Lineage: Eukaryota; Metazoa; Arthropoda; Insecta; Lepidoptera; Pieridae
Product: clavesin-1
Exons: 7
Coding region: 189-1094 (301 amino acids)
Cellular component (GO): membrane
Molecular function (GO): phosphatidylinositol bisphosphate binding
Source: RefSeq, a predicted model, not a curated record